Molecule: messenger RNA, 3514 nt
Organism: Trifolium pratense (red clover)
Lineage: Eukaryota; Viridiplantae; Streptophyta; Magnoliopsida; Fabales; Fabaceae
Exons: 15
Coding region: 316-3312 (998 amino acids)
Biological process (GO): transcription by RNA polymerase III; regulation of DNA-templated transcription
Cellular component (GO): transcription factor TFIIIC complex
Molecular function (GO): protein binding; DNA binding
Source: RefSeq, a predicted model, not a curated record
AUUCUGGCUAGAAAAUCCAUCUAACAUGAAUUAGUGGAAAAUCGGAUCCGAACUCCUAUACAUAUAUUACGAUGUCCCUGUCAACUAAAUUAAGCUUAUGCUUUCUUUUACUAACACAAUUUUAUUUUAAUUGCCCCGCCAAAUCCUUAUUUUAUUUUUCCCAAAUUUUGUAGAGAACAGUUCGCUACUACUUCCCGUUUUCCCCCAAAAUAAGCCCCAAAUACCCUAAUCUGCUUCUCACCUCCCUCCCACGACACCGAUACCCCUCCGUCCAUCCCCUCUUUCACCGACCGAAUACUGAUCCGAUUCGCAACAAUGGAAGAAGCCAAAGAUAACUUAUGCAUUGCUAAACUAUUUAAUCUCAAAGAUAAGAAGAAAAAGAAGAAGAAGAAGAAAAAGGGAAAAUCAGUUGCUAUUGAUUUCGCUACAGCGCCAAUUGAUGACGGUAGUGGUAGUAGUACCGGCAGUGAUGCUAACCCUAGGAUUUCUUUGUUUGAUCUCUCUGUUGAGAAUUUCUUCGAAUAUAUAGAUACCGUUGCCAAACUUUGUGGGGAAGAUGAACGCAUCGCUGCUGUUGAGGAAAGCGAAAUCAAAACAAUGUUUUCUUCUGUCAUUUUCUUAAGAGAAUGGAGGGAUUUUAAAUAUCCAUCUAAAAGCAUUAGGUUUGCGUAUGGACUUGAGAACUCUGAGUGUUAUGAGGGGAGUGGCAUUAAAGACAUAAACUUACCUCAGUUUUCAUCUGCCAUUGUUCCUAAGCAUGAUAUGCAAAAGGAGGAGCUACUUGGGGAUGCCAAAUCUCAAGAAUCCAGAGACUUUGUGAUGAAUGUUGGAGGUUCUGUAUGGGCAUUAGAUUGGUGUCCUAAGAUGCACGAGGAACCUGAUUGUUCAAUUACAUGUGAGUUCAUUGCUGUUGCCGCUCAUCCACCUGGUUCAUCAUAUCACAAAAUGGGUGCCUCACUUAUUGGCAGAGGGGCUGUGCAAAUAUGGUGUCUUCUAAAUAAUAUCAGGGAACCCAACGAAGAAGUAUCUUCUUUCCCAGGGAAGAAGGAAAAGAAACCUAAAAAAGACACGGGCACAAAUGACAAAUCGACAGAAAUAAAGAGGCCUAGAGGAAGACCUAGAAAGAAUCCUACUGGGAUUGUAGUGGAUGAUACACAAUCUCUUACUGCUCAGGAGAACCCUGAAAACAAUGAAGAAAUAGUUCCUAUUACGAACAAGAGAAAAAGAGGAAGACCAAAAAAGAAUCCAACUGAAAACAAUGAAGAAAUGGUUCCUAUUACAAACAAUAGAAAAAGAGGAAGACCGAAACAGAACCUUACUGUAGUAGCAGUGGAUGAUACAAAUUGUGAGACUGUUCAAUUUGAAGAAAAUUCUAUGGAGUUUCCUGCACCAAAUGGGAAUAAUGAAAAAACCGAAGAAAUAUUUCGUAUUACAUACAAGAGGAAAAAAGUGCCUAGAGGAAAUGAAGCCAUGAAUGAAAAACCAGCACUAAUUAAGAGACCUAUAAGAAGACCUAAAAAGAAUUCAAAAGAAGUAACAGCGAAUGAUCCUAAUUGUGAGAAGCAAUUUGUUCCUCUUGCUGUUCAACUUCCAGAUUCAGCUGAAUUUAUCUCUCCAGAUAUAGUUCAUGGCAAUUCUGAUGAACAUCAUUCACAACAAUUGUCUACUUCAAAGGGAAAAAAAUCCAAAAAAGCUGCUUCUGCAUGCAAUUCAGAAACACUUGUUACAGGGAGUAGGUUGGAUAUUAAUCAUGGGGAAAGAAGCUAUAGCCAAGAUACAAGUAGGCCAUUAUUGAUUCAGUGUGAGAAUGAGGCAAAUCAUCAACCACACGGUAGCUCUGUAUUGGAACCUGAAGCAUCUACUUGUCCCAUUCCACGACAUGUAGCAUUGCCAAGAGUUGUGUCAUGCCUAGCUCAUAAUGGAAAAGUAGCAUGGGAUGUCAAGUGGAGGCCUCUUAACAAUCUUGAUUCCUCAUGCAAGCAUCGAAUGGGCUAUCUUGCUGUCUUGUUGGGCAAUGGCUCUCUGGAAGUGUGGGAUGUUCCUCUUCCUCGUGCACUGAGAGCAAUUUACAUGCAUAGGGAGGGCACCGAUCCUCGUUUUAUAAAAUUGGAGCCUGUAUUCAAAUGCUCAAUGUUGAAGCGUGGCAGCAUACAAAGCAUUCCACUGACAGUAGAGUGGUCAACUAUGCCUCCUCAUGAUUAUUUACUUGCUGGCUGCCAUGAUGGAACGGUUGCUCUGUGGAAGUUCUCUCCAAAUUCUUCAUCUAAAUGUGAUGAUACAAAGCCUGUACUUUGUUUUGGUGGCGAUACAGUUCCUAUUAGAACAAUUGCAUGGGCUCCUUUUGAAGGUGAUCCAGAGAGUUCUAAUAUAAUAGUAACCGCAGGACAUGACGGCCUUAAGUUUUGGGACCUACGUAAUCCAUUUCGUCCUCUGAGGAUCCUCCAACCUUCCCAGAGAAUCAUAUACAGUCUGGAUUGGCUGUCAAAUCCCAGUUGUAUCAUUAUGUCUUUUGAGGAUGGAACAAUGAAAACCAUUAGCUUGGUGAAGGCUGCAAGUGACCUCCCUGUCACUGGAACAAUAUACACUGGAAAAAAACAACCGUGGUUGCAUGGUUCUACGUAUUCAUCUUAUGCCAUUUGGAGUGUUCAAGUGUCACGGAUAACAGGUAUGGUUGCAUACUGCGGUGCAGAUGGUGCUGCCAUCCGUUAUCAGCUUAUUACUAAAGCAGUGGAGAACGAGCAUUGGCACAAUCGACUUCCAUUCUCUUUAUGUGGGUCGGUAUCUGAAGAGGAAUCAACUAUCAUUGUCAACACUCCAUUAUCAAACUCUCUUUUCCCAUUGAAGAAGGCACAAGAAAGGGGCAGAUGUGCAGAAUCUUUUCGAGACUUAUUAGCCAAGAGCAGAAUUGAGACUAAUAAAAUAUCAAAAACUUCUAGUAAUGAUUGUCGGAUUUUAGCCCUUAAUGAUGGUGACAGUUUGGGUUUGGAGUCAGUAUCCGAGGAAGCAUUGUCUUCUCAAGAGAAGCCCAAAAGACCAAAAUCGAGUAGUAGCAGCAAGAAACCAUUUGAUAAGACAGUUUGUAGUGAUGUUGUGUCGACAAAUACACACAGAGUUGAUAAUGAAAAGCUGGAUUCUGGGAGUAUACAUGAACCUGAAGUCUUUCCUCCCAAAAUGGCAGCAUUGCAUAAAGUGAGAUGGAACAUGAACAAGGGUAGUGAGAGAUGGUUGUGCUUUGGAGGAGCUAAUGGACUUGUACGUUGUCAGAAAAUUGUUUACUCUUAUACUGACAAGAAAUGGGCCUUGAAGAGAUGAUUGCAUUUUAUCAACGUAGAUUUUAGGCCUGAAAUGUGAAUAUGUAAAUAGUGACAAGUCAAAAAUUUAAAAUUAAUUAUACUUAAAUGUUAACGAUAUAUUAUUAAGUGCAGUAGCAUAGCCUUGAACUUUUUCAUGUUCAGCCCGAUGUAUUAUAACUCGAGUAGAGCUCUUUUCAGUCCAAGUUGAAAACUUUCUUGAA